AAGACCAAGUCUCCUGCCAAGCACAGGGAGACAGCAAUGGAGGCUACGCACGAAGGCCAGCUCCUCCUCCAGCCGGUGAUCAGCCUCAUCUUACUUCAUGUCGGUGCUGUGGGAGCCUGCAGCGUCUCUGUCACGCAGCCACAAUACCUAGAAGUGGACCUCACUCACAAGGCUGUGACCAUUGAAUGCACCUUCUCCAUGAGCAACUGCCCUAGGAGGCCAACAGUGAGCCUGUGGUUCCUCCACGGCACACAGCAGCCCAAGAACCUGUGCUUCCCGCAUGGAUGCAGAAGCGAAGCUGACAAGUACACGGUGAGGGAAGCCCUGGCCCAAAACCAAGUGUCUCUCACGGUGAACAGGGUGACUUCAAACGACAGCGCAAUUUACAUCUGCGGAAUCGCUGCUGCUACGGACGCUCUGGAACCAAGAGCCAGGCAAACAGGAGAAGGGACCAUGCUGGUGGUGAGAGAGAGCAAGCUUCUCAGCAGGGAAGUACAGAGUCUGCUGACGGCUCUCCUGGUGCUGCUCUCCGUCUACAUCGCUGGCAUCUGCAUCAUCUUCAUCAUCCUCUCCAAAGCAAAAUCUCACCCUCUAAGAAACAGAGAAACCAAAGAAGAUGCACAAAAGAAAAAGAGUGCUCGGCGUAUUUUUCAUGAAAUUGCUCAAGAACUGUACCAUAAGAGAUAUGUGGCUACAAACCCACAACCUGACAAAGACAACAGCACUUAUGAAAAUCAAAGCGCACUGUCCAACCGUAAAAGCCCGUAAAACGCAGGCUGUUUUCAGCCAAGUCACUCAAGCUGCAACUCCAGCAACAGUGGUUUCAAAGGAAGAUGGAGCAGUACCAAACUGUAACUGAAGGUGAUUCCAACAAUUCUGAAAUUCAACACAAUGCAACUAAAAAAAUACUUUUCUGAUUUGCCAAAGAAACUAAGUAGCUUAACAGUUUCCAAAAGCUCAGCCUAACUUUCCACUAAGGUUUACAGUGUGCAUGCUGUGUUUGGCUCUUCCAGUGUAUGACGUGUGUGACGCCUGUCACCUUGAAGAGCAUCAGAAGCCAAGCCUCACACUUCAGUCUUGAGGGGGGUGAAGUUUCAUGAUACUGUCAACAUGAUGGGACAACUAGAAUCUACCAGGAGGGAAAAUGCAGGAGGAAGGUGCCAAAAUUUCAGUUGGAGAAGUUCAGCCUGAAAAGUACCUUGAAGUAAAAAUCUUUGUUUCUGACUCUAACAGAAGCGAUCGUAUGUACAGUGCACGUCUUCCUGGUACAGUACAUCAGAUAACUUACAGCAUGCUAACAACUAGAAGUGAGAAAAGACUACACAUUAAGAGUAAGAAGAUUAAAAGUUUAACUGUAAAAGUUCAAAAGCAAAUUAACCAGAGAAAGCCCUAGAUGUCACUGUUGUGCCAGUUCACAGCACCAGGGAGGUGUGGGCAAUGCACUAGACUCGCGAUGUCCUUAGCAAAACUGAUUGUUCAGCAACAUAACAUAGAAAGAAGGUGUCAGAUAAGGGGCUGGGUACUUUAAAGGCAAUUCCAGAGAUCAUUACAAUUUUAUUCUUAAAAAAUUAAUAAUGUGAACUCGUCUCUGAAAGUGACCUGUAAAGAACCUGAGGUAUUGGACACAGAAGUGUGUAUUCCUCAUGAAACAUGAAUUAUAACUACAUGUAAUUCAUUAAAAUAUUUCUUAUAAACUGCCAA
Ochotona curzoniae (black-lipped pika) is the source of this 1701-nucleotide messenger RNA. RefSeq names its product immunoglobulin superfamily member 6 (gene IGSF6). The record is from RefSeq and is a predicted model, not a curated record. NCBI's taxonomy places the organism in Eukaryota, Metazoa, Chordata, Mammalia, Lagomorpha, Ochotonidae. The transcript has 7 exons. The coding region runs from base 37 to 768 and encodes 243 amino acids.